Messenger RNA from Thamnophis sirtalis, 1838 nucleotides. The record is from RefSeq and is a predicted model, not a curated record. NCBI's taxonomy places the organism in Eukaryota, Metazoa, Chordata, Lepidosauria, Squamata, Natricidae.
CGCCCUCCUCCCCCUCUUUUCUUGUGCGCGUGUAAUUUUUUUUUGUUGUUGUCGUGGUCGUCUUUGGGUGUCGUCUAUGUGUGUGUCGCGGGGGGUGGGGAGGGGGGCUCGCCCGGGUUAUUGUGUGGCCUUGAUCGAGAGGUGGCAAGUGAUCUGCAAAGAAAGAGAGGCGGAGAAGGGGGCCAGGAAGGGACCAGAAUAACCAUCGCUAGUUUUAUAUAUAUAUUUAAAAAGAAAAAAAAGAAAGCAAAGAGAGAGGGGGGGGGAAGAGGGGAGGCCAAGGAGAAUAAUAAAAGGAGGCUGGGCUGCUUUGCAUUGAAGAUUGUGGCGCUAUUGAAAAGCUUUUGAAAAGUGGGGUUGUCUUCCCACCCGUGCGUACUUCGAUUCGGGGAGUAUAUUAGAGCCGGACAGCGGCUGCCACAGCAGCGGCACCUUGGGAGCGUCUCUGAGCGAAGGGGACUCUGCAGGAAAGAGGCAUGCUUUUAUCAAAGAGACGAUCGCAGCUCACGGAGUUUUCCCUAAGUCUUUUUCUUGCGCUAUUAUGCUUGCGAGUCAAGGUUACUCUAACAUCGGGCCAGUUCGAGUUUGAGAUCAUAUCCAUGCAAAAUGUAAACGGCGAAUUGCAAAAUGGAAAUUGUUGUGAUGGGACCCGAAACCCAAUUGAUAAAAAAUGCACCAGAGAUGAAUGUGAUACCUAUUUCAAAGUUUGCCUGAAGGAGUAUCAGUCCCGCGUUUCUGCUGAGGGCGCUUGCAGCUUUGGAUUGGGAUCUACCCCUGUCAUCGGUGGGAAUACCUUUAAUUUAAGAUACAGCCGGAAUAAUGAAAGGAACCGGAUUGUCCUCCCUUUCAGUUUUGCCUGGCCGAGAUCCUACACGUUACUGGUUGAAGCCUGGGAUUACAGCAAUGACAGUGCUAGUGCAGAUAGCAUUAUUGAAAAGGCAUCACAUUCCGGGAUGAUCAAUCCAAGCCGUCAGUGGCAGGUCUUGAAGCAAAAUUCUGGCGUAGCUCAUUUUGAAUACCAGAUCCGGGUCACCUGCGAUGAACACUACUAUGGUUUUGGAUGCAACAAACUUUGUCGACCAAGAGAUGACUUCUUUGGACACUAUACUUGUGAUCAGAAUGGCAAUAAAACCUGCUUGGAAGGCUGGAUGGGACCAGACUGCAACAAAGCAAUCUGUCGCCAGGGUUGCAACCCCAGACAUGGUUCUUGUAAAAUACCCGGCGAGUGCAGGUGUCAGUAUGGAUGGCAAGGCCAGUACUGCGAUAAGUGCAUUCCACACCCAGGCUGUGUCCAUGGCACUUGCAACGAACCGUGGCAAUGUCUCUGUGAAACCAACUGGGGUGGCCAAUUCUGCAAUAAAGAUCUCAACUACUGUGGGACUCACCCGCCUUGUUUGAACGGAGGGACCUGUAGCAACACAGGCCCUGACAAAUACCAGUGUUCCUGCCCUGAAGGCUAUUCGGGACAAAACUGUGAAAUUGCGGAACACGCCUGUCUUUCGGAUCCUUGCCACAACGGAGGAAGCUGCCUUGAGACCCCUACUGGAUUUGAAUGUGUCUGUGCUCUAGGCUGGGCAGCACCAACCUGCAUGCUUAAUAUUGAUGACUGUUCUCCAAACCCCUGUGGGCAUGGAGGGACUUGCCAGGAUCUAGUUGAUGGAUUUAAAUGUGUUUGCCCACCUCAGUGGACUGGGAAAACAUGUCAAAUAGAUGCCAAUGAAUGCGAGGGCAAACCUUGUAUCAAUGCCAAUUCCUGCAGGAACCUGAUUGGUAGCUAUUACUGCAAUUGCAUUGCUGGCUGGACUGGCCAGAAUUGUGAGACAAGUAAGUUUGAGUGU